Messenger RNA from Dermacentor andersoni, 676 nucleotides. RefSeq lists its product as uncharacterized. Lineage: Eukaryota; Metazoa; Arthropoda; Arachnida; Ixodida; Ixodidae. The record is from RefSeq and is a predicted model, not a curated record.
AUAAAUGCAGGUGGUGGCGCACACCAGGCUGCACAGGCUGAAGACAAUCCGGCACACAGUCACUCGAAGAGUUCGUUUCGCGCAACCCACGUAACAGCAGUCGCUCAACUUCAAGUCGCCGGUAGUGAAGUUGCGCAGUUGGCUCUCGUGCCCUCCUGUGGAUAAACGCUCUCCUUCGCCGAAAGAAACAUGAAGAACCAAUUUGUGGCAGUCUUUGUGAUACUCUGCUUCAGCUCUGCCGCAGUGGACGCAAACGCUGCAGUGGACAGAGUCGUCGAGCAAUUGAAGUCCUUGGUGCGGGAGUUUGUGAAGGACCAGGCCAAGGCUCAGGAGUAUCUGGGCGCGAUCGACGGCGCGCGCGAGUGCCUCGCAGUCGCCAAGGACUUCAACCCGAAGAUCAUCCAGCAACUUGCCGACAGCGCCAUUCCGACAGCCAUAGAUUGCGGCGGAAGACAUAUAGGCAUCAGGGACCCGCAGGAAAGAGCAACGGCGAUAAGGGGCUGCUUGGUAGAGAAGGCAAAUAGCUUUAAGCAAUCCAUGGGAAUGACGCCAGAAGAGAUGAAGAUGUUCGACGAUGCUUCAGCUUGCAUCCAACAGAAGACUGAAGGAAUAGUUUAGUCGGAGCCGAACUUGAGCAGAGAGCGACAACUCACGAGGGCCGCAGGCCGCAGCGCCG